Molecule: messenger RNA, 2649 nt
Organism: Mugil cephalus (flathead mullet)
Lineage: Eukaryota; Metazoa; Chordata; Actinopteri; Mugiliformes; Mugilidae
Product: KIAA0513 ortholog
Exons: 13
Coding region: 298-1608 (436 amino acids)
Source: RefSeq, a predicted model, not a curated record
AGUGCUCGGCUCCCGUUCGCGCUUGCGCACUAGGCUCAAGCCCACAGCGCUGAGUAGGAGCUUCCACCGAGAGAGGACCGUGAACCGGAGAGACCGGAGACAGGGGCACCGGAGGGACGUGUUCACAUUGCAUUGGUUUUGUGAGUUCACUGGAAGUGAGCGCCCCCUGGGGGUGAGAUGGUCUGCAGCAUCAAAUCUGAAGACGGACGGUGGCCUCCGCGGUAACCUCCAUCGGUGCCCUCCAUGUUCCUGUGGAGCACUGCUUUUUAAAAGCUGCAGCGUUCGGUCAUUUCCAACAUGGACGGCGUGGUGGUGGACAACCUCAUAGACUUUGACCUGUCCUCCCAGGCCACGUCUCUGAGUCUGAACGGGGGUCAACACCAGGGACACUCGGACGCUUUCUCCCCAGAGCCGGUGUCUUCAGAGGGAAUCCACCAGCAGCCUUUACUGCCGGAGCCCAUGGCGCCAACCAAGCACCACCAGCACCAGCACCAGCACCAGCCCGAGGACGGGGACAGCGACGCCACAGAGUCGGCGGACAGCGAGAACGACAUGGACCCGCCCUCUCACAUGUGGGAACUGAGGAGGUCGUCGUCUUCGUCGGCCCACAGCGGCGAGGACGCUGACGCCGAGGCGGUGGAGAGGAGGACGUUCAUGAAGGCUUACGUGGAGAAGGUGUUCAAUGGAAAGGAGGACUUUGACCAGGAGGAGAAGGCUCGCUUCGGAGAGCUGUGCAGCGGCGACAACGGGAAAGGCCGGGAGUGGUUCGCUAAAUACGUCAGCGCUCAGCGCUGUCACUCCAAAUGUGUGAGCGAAGCCACUUUCUACCGCCUGGUCCAGUCGUUUGCAGUCGUUCUCUUCGAAUGUUACCAGAUGGACGACUACAGUCCAGCGAAGAACCUCAUGACCAUGUGCUUCACCUACUACUACACUGGUAAAUGUCCCCCGUCUCCCUCGGAGCUGCUGGAUCGCGGGGCUCUUCCUCUCCUUCCUCCUCCUCCUCUUCCUCUGGACUCGUACCUGAACAAGGCGAACUCUUGGCUCACGGGGAAGAAAGACGCCGCCGAGCGCCUCCUGAAGACCACGUCCAAGACCGACGUCAAGGGCUUCUUCGGAGGCCUGGAGAGCAAACUGAGGAGCUCCAUGGCUCCUAAGACCGAUGACGGAGAAAGUCCACGUGAGAUGAAGCCCAGGUCUCCAGUGUCGGAGGCUCCGGAGGAAAAGAAAGGGGAGAAGGUUUACCUGUACACGCACCUGAAGCAGCAGCCCAUCUGGCAUUCCCUCCGGUUCUGGAACGCCGCCUUUUUUGACGCCGUCCACUGUGAGAGGAAGAAACGAUCUCCAACCACCAGGGGGACGCAGGACCAAGACCAAGACCAGAGGGAGAAGUGGUGUCACAUGACCCAGGACGAGAGGGAUGACAGCUCCAAAAUUGACGAGAACAUCGCCUUCGGCCAGCUGGGGACGUUCACUCACAACAUGUUGGCAUUUGGCCUCAACAAGAAGCUCUGCAAUGACUUCCUGAAGAAACAAGCCGUCAUCGGCAACCUGAACGAAGAACAGUACAAGCUGCUGAUCGAACACAUAGAGAAGAUGGCGUCAGAGUGAGUCUGAGGACAUCGUUUCAACGCCUCCACGCCACAUUUAUCUGACAGCACAAACUUCAUCAUCAGCGUUUUCUGGUCACAGCCUGUAGCCACAUCCUCUCAUCCUGUAUCAGCAAUAACUCCACACAACCAGUAUCUGUAUCUCCUCCGUCCAUGCACGCGUCCCUGCGCUGCUUUAUGAAGUGAAACCGUCCAGUAUAAACCCAGAUAUCCUACAUGCCGUCCAUUCUGUGUUUCUGUGCAGUGUGACACCGAUAUAAGGCAAUAAGAACUCACCUUUCUGUUAAUUUAGAGUCUAAAUGUCACAGUUUGCUUUAAGGUUUGUUCAUUCUGUAUGAAAAGGGAAAUAGAAAAGUGAUUUUAGACUAAUUCAACCAUCUACUGACAGUAGCUUCAUAUCAGACACAUUCAUUGUGUAUUUCAGUCCCAUUUCCACCACUUUCAACCUGUUUAGUGAAAGUUGUUUUAUGUUUUUUAUUGAAUUGUGAACCGUAGAGAUUCCUCGUCCGUCCAAAGUGCCUUCCAUGGAAGCGAAUCUCCUCGUCUUUUAGUGGUCCGACCAAACACUAACGCACACGUCAACUCUCCUCCUGAUGAACUCAGUGUAGCUGCAUGUCGCCUGCUUCCUGCUGCAUGUGUUUCUGUGUAGAGUGGUAGUUGUGUUACUUGAUGUCGCCACCACAGGGCAGCAUUGUGUCUUCAGUGUGCGUUUGGUUCUCUUCCUGGCCUGGUCAUAGUCUCUGGUAAUAAUCUGAUCAAUGAUUUAAAUGUAAAUACUGUAAAUGUGUCAGAUUGUCGUGAUCAUGUGCUGCUGUUUGUGAAUGUUGCUGGUUGUAAAUGUGUAAACUGUAGGUAGAUGUUACCGUGAAUCGUGGCCUAAAUGUGCAUCGUUCCUUCUGGGAAUUUAACUUUUGCAUGAAAUCUGAGUUCAUGUCGAGAGUUCGUCUGAGACAAAUCAAGUCUGUAAGUGGAAGUAAAUGAAGCCCCACACUGUUCAAUAUUUGUAAAAAAAAUAAAAUAAAAUAAAUAAAUCAUCAUUAAA